UCGCUCUUCCUCCUCCUCCUCCGGCGCCCCGCGGCCCGCCGCCUCCUCCGCCCGGCGCCCGGCGCCCCUCGCCGCGCCGCCGCCCUCGGCGCCCCGCGGCGCCCCCCGGUCCCGCCCGCCAUGCCCGGCCCGGCCGCGGGCAGCAGGGCCCGGGUCUACGCCGAGGUGAACAGCCUGAGGAGUCGCGAGUACUGGGACUAUGAGGCUCACGUCCCGAGCUGGGGUAAUCAAGAUGAUUACCAACUGGUUCGAAAACUUGGUCGGGGAAAGUAUAGCGAAGUAUUUGAGGCCAUUAACAUCACCAACAAUGAGAGAGUGGUUGUAAAAAUUCUCAAGCCAGUGAAGAAAAAGAAGAUAAAACGAGAGGUUAAGAUUCUGGAGAACCUUCGUGGUGGAACAAAUAUCAUUAAGCUGAUUGACACUGUGAAGGACCCUGUGUCAAAGACACCAGCUUUGGUAUUCGAAUAUAUCAAUAAUACAGAUUUUAAGCAACUUUACCAGAUCCUGACAGACUUUGAUAUCCGGUUUUAUAUGUAUGAACUACUUAAAGCUCUGGAUUACUGCCACAGCAAAGGAAUCAUGCACAGGGAUGUGAAACCUCACAAUGUCAUGAUAGAUCACCAACAGAAAAAGCUGCGACUGAUAGACUGGGGCCUUGCAGAAUUCUACCAUCCUGCUCAGGAGUACAAUGUCCGUGUGGCCUCCAGGUACUUCAAGGGACCAGAGCUCCUUGUGGACUACCAGAUGUAUGAUUAUAGCUUGGACAUGUGGAGUUUGGGCUGUAUGUUAGCGAGCAUGAUCUUUCGAAAGGAACCCUUCUUCCACGGACAGGACAACUACGACCAGCUUGUUCGCAUUGCCAAGGUUCUGGGCACAGAUGAGCUGUAUGGGUAUCUGAAGAAGUAUCACAUAGACCUAGAUCCGCACUUCAACGAUAUUCUGGGACAACAUUCACGGAAACGCUGGGAAAAUUUUAUCCACAGUGAGAAUAGACACCUCGUCAGCCCCGAGGCCCUAGACCUUCUGGACAAACUUCUGCGAUACGACCAUCAACAGAGACUGACCGCCAAAGAGGCCAUGGAGCACCCGUACUUCUACCCCGUGGUGAAGGAGCAGUCCCAGCCCUGUGCGGAUAAUGCUGUACUUUCCAGUGGCCUCACGGCAGCCCGAUGAAGACUGGAAAGCGACGGAGGUGGGACGAAAAUCCAAAUCUUCAAGAACCGUGGAAUCGACUUUCCUCCUGUUUUCAGAAAAGCAACAUUGCCUGGUUGGCGAUCCUUUACAAAUGACUACUGCAGGCACAAGUGGCCGCCUCUGUACCACUGGAUGACUGAUCUGUGAUUUCUGUGCUGCUGCCCUUAGAGGGAAGGAAAAUGCCAUGUUGAAUCCUGUUUGCAUAAAUAAAAAUGUUGAUCAUCACCAGCCGUCCCAAGAGGGCGAUGCACCACUGCUAUGAGGACCUUAUGCUUGUGUUUCCUGUCUCUUGGGGGAGAGGAGGGAUAAAUCUUGAACUGCAAAGGUGUUUGGUGGAUGUAGUUAAUCACCCUGGUGUGAAGACUUAGUAGGAGAAAUGGGAUGGGCACGUCUGGUUCUUGCUUCUGAAUUGCACCCCUCAGACACCUGCUUCUUGGGACUGACCUACGUAACUGCACGACUCGGACGUUUGUGGCAGUGUCCUGCAUUUAUGCGAGUCUCUUCCCCACCCCACUCCUAGCAGCACUGGUGGGUACAUGCUGUUUGGCAGAUGGUGGUGUCUUUAAUAUUCUUCUCCCCUACUCAUCUCUCUGUGGAGCUGGAUGCUUGGACAUCAGUUUCUGAAGUGCUUAAAGGCAAACGGGCAUUUCUCAACUUUAUGCACCACGUGGCCUUUCUCGAAUGCUAAGCAGUAGGAACCCUUCCUUUACCCCAAGAAAGGGGUCAUGGAGUGAUGUUGCUGGGUGGCAGCCUUCUGGGCGCAUGGUCCGUCCUUUCCCUCAGUGCUGUGGUAUGUCCUGAGACGCUGCUGUUGGAAUGCUGCUUGGCAUCGGGACCAGCUCCGCUGUGCCGGACUGGGACAGAGAAGUGGUUUUCAGGCCAUGCCAGGCAGCCGCUUCCAGGGGAGAGUUAAGAA
This is a messenger RNA of Pteronotus mesoamericanus, 2110 nucleotides long. RefSeq names its product casein kinase 2 alpha 2 (gene CSNK2A2). Gene Ontology annotation, molecular function: protein serine/threonine kinase activity; ATP binding. Gene Ontology annotation, biological process: peptidyl-threonine phosphorylation; regulation of chromosome separation; peptidyl-serine phosphorylation. Bases 121 to 1173 code for a protein of 350 amino acids. The record is from RefSeq and is a predicted model, not a curated record. Gene Ontology annotation, cellular component: nucleus; protein kinase CK2 complex; cytosol. The transcript is spliced from 12 exons. Lineage: Eukaryota; Metazoa; Chordata; Mammalia; Chiroptera; Mormoopidae.